Sorex araneus (European shrew) is the source of this 1372-nucleotide messenger RNA. It is a transcript of the gene ARPIN, whose product is annotated as actin related protein 2/3 complex inhibitor. The transcript has 6 exons. NCBI's taxonomy places the organism in Eukaryota, Metazoa, Chordata, Mammalia, Eulipotyphla, Soricidae. The record is from RefSeq and is a predicted model, not a curated record. Bases 62 to 742 code for a protein of 226 amino acids. Gene Ontology annotation, biological process: negative regulation of actin nucleation.
GGCCCCGCCCCCCACAUCCCGCCGGGAAAGGCCGUUUCCGGAUGUGCCGGGGAGCUCCACGAUGAGCCGCAUCUACCACGACAGCGCCCUGCGGAACAAGGCGGUGCACAGCACGCGGCUGCCAGGGCCCUGGGACCCUGCCGCCCACCAGGGGGGAGCAGGCGUCCUGCUGGAGGGAGAGCUGGUGGACGUGUCGAGGCACAGCAUCUUGGACGCUCACGGCAGGAAGGAACGGUAUUAUGUGCUGUAUAUCCAGCCCAAUUGUAUCCAUCGGCGAAAGUUUGACACCAAGGGAAAUGAAAUUGAACCCAAUUUCAGUGCCACCAAGAAAGUGAACACCGGCUUCCUUAUGUCAUCCUACAAGGUGGAAGCCAAGGGAGACACAGACAGACUCACUGCUGAGGCGCUGAAGGGGCUGGUGGAGAAGCCUGAACUGCUUGAGCUGACACAAAGCCUCACCCCUGCAAACACUGUGGCCUUCUGGAUGCUGGAGUCAGAGAUGGAGGCGAUGGAGCUGGAGCUGGGGGUCGGGGUACGACUGAAAACUCGGGGCGAUGGCCCCUUCCUAGAUUCAUUAGCUCGACUCGAGGCUGGCACAGUGACCAAGUGCAACUUUGCGGGUGAUGCGAAGACUAGGGCAUCCUGGACAGACAACAUCAUGGCCCAGAAGGCUGCUGGGGGGACCCCAGCAGAGACCCUCGAGCAGGGAGAUGGGGCAGAGGACGCUGAGUGGGUAGGAUGACUGAGUCCACCGUCAGCAGAGCCUCUUCCACCCACUUCCACGCGUGACCACCCAGUCACCAGGCAGCUGCUGCAUCCCUAGACCACCCACUCAGUAACAGCCUCUGACGAAACCAGGACCAGUGCAAGACCAGGAUGGGCUGGCUGGGCCCGGGCUGUGACUGCCCAGGAUUGUGAGCUGACUUCCAGACAUUUCCAGCAUAGCCUUGCUUGGGGGGAAGCCUCAUUGCUGGAGGUGAGGGGGAAGGUGGAAGCUCCCCCACAGAGUUUGAAUACAGAACUGGGGACCAGCCUGUAUCUGGAAGCUGAGGGCCCCAGAAGAAGCCAGUUGGGGCUUUUUCCCCUGUGCCAGUCAGCUCUGGAGCCUCUCCCCAGGCUCUUCUCUUUCCUGCUCUAUGCUUCUCCUCUCAUCCGUGUUACCUCCCCACUGUGCUGGCAGUUCUCCGCAGGGUGCUGCGCUGGGGAACCCCUGUAUUCCCAGGUAUGGUGGGCUGGGUCCCACUUAACCUCUUAGCCAGGCCCAGUUUUGGAUCACACCCUUUUUUUAUUGUGGGUUUGUACCAUGAGAAAUUUGCAUAAAUAAAUCUCCAGAUAAAGGAUUCCUCUCUGCAGCUCAGUCAUUGCCUGUGUU